GUGAUCCGUAGGAGGAUAACGGAACAGCGAAAUACAAACAUUGUUUCAUCGGCACAGAUCCUACCUCCAUUGGCCUGACAAAAAAGGGAAUAAGGGGAAGUAACGUAAGAAAAUGUCGCCUAAGAAAGUUGACUUUUAUCAGCGGUGGUCGUGAUUGAGUUUAUUUUUGGAAGAAUUGUUAAAUCUGUUAAGAAUAAUACACUGAGCUUUUUAUUUAUAAGUGGAGAAUUUGUAUCUCAUUCUUAAAGAAAAUGGCCGCCAUGCGGCUGACAGUUUUUCAGUGCAUCUGUGCUUAUUGGCUAUGUAUGUUUAUUCCGUUCGGGAUUUGCUUUGAUUUAGCAUGUAUUGAAGUCAAGAAAUCAUUCGCGACAAAAGGAUUCAGUGAAAAUGAUGUGCCUAUACAGGCUAUACCAGGUGAACAUUUGGAAGUAUGUCCACAAGGAAACACAUGUUGUACCCAAGAAAUGGAAGGUAAACUUCAAUCACUUAGUAAAAAGGAACAUCAGCAGCAAAUGGAUGAAGCUUAUAGACUCAUCAAAGUUACAUUUUCUUCGAGAACAAAAAAGUUUGAUGAAUUUUUCACAGAAUUAUUAGACAAUGCUAGAAAAGACUUACAUGAAAUGUUUGUCAAAACUUAUGGACUGCUUUAUCAACAGAAUUCAUACAUUUUUACAGACUUGUUUAAUGAUUUACGAGGAUAUUACAAAGGCAAAGAUAAAAACCUUAUGGAUGUUAUGGACAACUUUUUCAGUAGAUUAUUACAGAAAAUGUUUCAACUUUUAAAUGCUCAGUAUCAAUUUGAUGAUGAAUAUAUGAGUUGUGUAACAGAGAGAAUGGAUGAUUUACAACCAUUUGGAGAUGUUCCUAUCAAAUUGUCUAUACAGGUUAAAAGAGCAUUUAUUGCCGCUAGAACAUUUGUGCAAGGUUUGGCAAUUGGCCGUGACGUUGUUAUGAAUGUAAUGGAGGUUCCAGCAACAGAAUCUUGUACUAAGGCUUUAAUGAGAAUGACGUACUGCCCUCAUUGUCGUGGAUUAACUCUUACCAAACCUUGUAGCAAUUAUUGUUUGAAUACUAUGAAAGGUUGCCUUGCCUAUCAGGCAACAUUAAAUUCCGCCUGGAAUGAAUAUAUUGAGGCUAUGAAGAUGUUGGCUAGUAGAUUAGAAGGACCAUUUAAUAUAGAAUCAGUUGUUGAUCCUAUUGAUGUUAAGAUAUCAGAUGCUAUCAUGAACCUACAGGAGAAUAGUUCAAAAGUUUCAGCAAAAAUAUUUGCUGGCUGUGGAACGCCAAGAUUGGGUCGAAAGAAACGUGAAACCCAAGAAUAUAAUUUUGAUUUUGAAAAGACGAAAAAACAGCCCAAACCUACCACUGCUGCCGGUACAAAUUUAGACAGAUUGGUGAAAGAUAUUCGUGAAAAAGUGAAAACCGCUAAAGAUUUUUGGAUAUUGUUACCCUACACGUUAUGUAAUAAUGAAGAUAUGGCUGCUAGUCCUGGUAAUGAAGAAGAUUGUUGGAAUGGACAAGAUAGAGCUAGGUAUAUACCAGAUGUACAGAAAGACGGUGUUAUAAAUCAGAUCAACAAUCCAGAGGUAGAAGUUGAUGUCACUAAAGCCAAUAGUGUUGUCAGUCGACAAGUUAUACAACUUAAACUAAUCACAGGUCGACUACAUAAUGCUUAUAACGGACAAGAUGUGGAUUGGAUAGAUACUGAAAUUGAUGGUUACAGUGGUAGUGGUAGUGGUGGUGGAAAUGAUAUUAUAGAAAGCAGUGGUUCAGGUGUUGGUAGUCUACCUGAUGAAGGUGUUGAUAGUAUAGAUAUAGACAACCCACCUUAUAAUACAGACAAUUCCCAUAGACCUAACAGUAAUAAUAAGAACAUCAACAAACCACGCCCAACUCAACACCCCAACAAACCUACGGCAACGGCAUCAAUCAAUCAUAUGACACUAUCCAUGAUGACAGUGGUCAUCCUACUGGCUAAAGCUUUAAUAACAAUAAUAAUGUGAGCACAGACAAUAUUAUUGUAGCAAGGACUAAUCCUGUCAAUGCGAAUAUAUACUAUUUUAAACCAAAGUUAUGAGAGAGAUUUAUUUACUACUCAAGAUUAUUUUAUGAUACAGCCAAGUAAGAAUUAAUAUUGUUAAAUGUACAAUGGUGGUGAAGGAGGAAUAUAUCUACCAAUUAAAAAAAAAUGCUGGCAACAAAAACUAUGUAAACUUAGAUUCCAUAAUAACAAGAGCAAUAUUGACUGUAUUUUCACUGUGCCUGAAUCUAAUGAUAACUGGUGCUGUAGGCUGGACUAUUUGGAGUAAUACAAUGUGUGUAGUGAUAGAUAGCACCAAGAUGUACAUAUGUACAUUUCUUCUACUGUACUUAACAUUUUUGUGUAUUCACAGACAAUAAACUUGUGUUCCAAGCCAAUGUACAUCUAAAUGUUUUGCCAAAAAGUGAAAAUUAUGGCAUUAUUUAUAUUGUGUGAAUUAUUUUAAUGCUAAGAAAUAGCAAAAAAUCAAGAAGUUACUUCCCACCUCAGUCCACCCCUUUGGUUGGUUAUUGUACAUGUGCUAUGGUAAUGUAUAAUUUACUUUUUGAGUGACUGGGGUUGUAUUUGUUAAGAAACUUGUGAUUUUUUUUUCCUUUUUAUUUAAAAUGCUGAGGUUUUAAUUAUCCUUCAUUUAGGCCACUGGGCUUGUGCUGUCACUUUUGUCCGUCCAGCAUAAAUAACUUACACUUUUGAUAUUGUCAUGAGAAACUGUUCAAUGAGUUCAUCUGCAGUAUUCUGGUUUCAUGUAUUUACAUACAUAUAUUAAUUCAGGGGAGUUUCGGGCACAAAAGUAAUCCUAUUUUCAAAAAGAAACAAACGAUUUGCCAAGAACCAAAGAUAUUUGUUAAAAUAUUUAAUAUGUAUGUGAACGUUCAAAUAUGUUCUAUGGAAAGACUUGGGAGAACAGGGUCCUAAAAGGGCUGUGUGGAAAUAAAUGGCUCCUCUCAUAAGAGUUUUACGGUGAUGGAACAAUGUUUAAAGCAUUGAUGUUAUUUCGCCGUUAAAUGUCAGACAUAUCCUAUGCUAUUUUCCAAACAUCCAACCAGGAAUAUGCCCAAUCGGAUAUCAAGAUAUAGUGAAUAAUAUUCAAAAUUCCAAAAUUAAUUGACUGUACUGAGUGUAUAAUAGGCUGGAUUGAUUAGGUAAUUAAGUGAUCAAUGUAUUUAUUGUGUUAUACCGUUUAUACAUCUACUUUAAAGGCUUUUUAUAUUAUUAAAUAUACUGUAUAUUAAAAUUGAAAGACAGUAGUCUUUGGGGCUUUUGUUUCAAAAGCUGCAUUUGAAACCUACAAGACCACAAUAUAUAGUCCCUUCUAAAAAGUCUGAAUAGAUAAUUUUCAUCCAAUUACUAGUCCAUGGUUUUAUCAUUUUUAAUUUUAAAUACGAAGAACAAUGAAAAUAUUAACAACUUACCUCAGGGGAUGGGACAAUGUGAGAUGUAAUUUACUAGGCAGUUUGACUAGUUACACCUUGUAUAAUUAUCUAUUUAUAUAUUUUUCUUUACCUUAGAUUACUUACAGUUUUGUGUGUAUAUAUAUUGUAUGUAAGGUAAAGCAGUUCUGAUUGUUUAUUGUAGAGUUUUAAUCUUGUUGCAAUCAUGUUUGAUUGGUUAUUUGAUUGGUUAUGAUGGGCUGAUCGAAUAUCUACCAAAUCAAUCAAAUACACAUUUUUAUUAUUAUGACAUGACUUAAUAACUUUAUAUAUACAAGAUGGUCAGUAGUUUUUAACUUUUACUUUUCUCAUAUUUUGCAUGUUAAAUUUUAAUGGAAAGAGACUUGUACUAGAUUAAACUAUUUAAGAAAGGAGAAACUAGUAUAUUUGUUUAAUGUAGAUCAAACAAAUAUUCAGCAAGUAGAAUUUGUAUUUUAUAUGUUUGUAUUGUGUCUUCCGUUUUAAAUAUUGAAAUAUAAAAAUGUUCAGAAACACAUAGUGCGUGAUUUAUUUCUGUUUCAUAUAUUUUGUGUAUUCAUAUAUUUUGUGUGUGUGUGUGUGUAUAUAUAUAUAUGUAUGUGUGUGUGUGUGUAUAUAUAUAUAUAAUUGAAAUUAAAGAUGGCAAAAUAAAACUACAUUU
Molecule: messenger RNA, 4111 nt
Organism: Patella vulgata (common limpet)
Lineage: Eukaryota; Metazoa; Mollusca; Gastropoda; Patellidae
Product: glypican-6-like
Exons: 8
Coding region: 252-2003 (583 amino acids)
Biological process (GO): cell migration; regulation of protein localization to membrane; regulation of signal transduction
Cellular component (GO): plasma membrane; cell surface; extracellular region
Source: RefSeq, a predicted model, not a curated record